CAGCCGCCAUUUUGGCUCGCCUUGUGGCAUGAGCUUAAGUGGCGGCGUGGCUCCGUGAUCUGAGCCACAAUGGAGCAGUUUCAUCCGUGAGAAGUGUCGAAACCAACCGGAAACACCAAACGUCACUUCUGUCACGUGAACGUUGUUUACUUCCGGCCGGAUCUCCGCAGCACGUGCCAGGAGGAGGCAAUGGCCGCCUUCAGUCCAGACCAGGCCAGGAGGAUUGUGGGUAGCCUGCAGCAGCCCGCGGUCUUCUUGAACAUGACGCAGGGCUGGCCGGUCCUCCACUGGACCGCCGAGAACCUGGGCCAACAUCUCGGGGACCGGACCAUCCGCUUCCGGCUGGGGAGGAAGGCGGAGACUAAGGUUCCGCUCUUUGAAACUCAGUGUUCCUACCUGGACGCAAAGAUGGAUCAUUUUCUGGCCUGGGUCAAAGGUCAGGCCCAGGAGGACGUGGGUCCUUUCUGCGACUUCCCCUCGUCAGAGUACUGGGCCUACGCCGACUACAAGUACAUCGCCAUGUUGUUUGCCGACCAGCCGUCCAUGUUUGAGGAAGUGAAGUGGGAGGUCUUUGGCUUGGAGGGACGCAACGGGAAGGACAGCACCUUGUGGGUGGGCUCCAAGGGUGCCAACACGCCGUGCCACCUGGACUCAUACGGCUGUAACCUGGUCCUGCAGGUCCAAGGACGGAAGUGCUGGCACCUGUUCCCACCUGAGGACACGUCCACACUCUACCCCACCAGGGUCCCCUACGAGGAGUCCAGUGUCUUCAGCCGUGUGGACGUGGUCCAUCCUGACCUGACCAGGUUCCCUGCCUUCACCAGGGCCAGAGUCCAUACCGUCACCCUGGAGCCUGGACAGGUCCUGGUGGUGCCCAGACACUGGUGGCACUACGUGGAGUCUCUGGAUGAUGUCACCGUCAGCGUCAACUCCUGGAUGGAACUGGAGGACGACGACGUGGCGCGGCUCGGAGAGGCGGUGACCAGGACGGUGGUGUGCGCCCUGAAGAGAGACCACCACGCCGGCGACUGGCUCAACCCCACGGAGGAGGCGGUGCCAUCCCAUAAUGACAACAUGCACUACGUCAACAUGGCGCUGCAGGCCUGUGCCGCGUCACGGCGGACCGACCCUGCGGCCGGCGACAAGAGGGACUCGGACGGAUGCGUCAGGCGGCGGGCCGGCGAGGCGGUGCCCUUUGGCCCGUGUCUACUUCCUGUUGGCCCACAGCCCCGCCCACACGGCGACGCCCCUCCUGGUGCGCCGGGUGAGGGCCCGGGUGAGACCGUGACCACGGACCGCCUGCUGGACUGUCUGCUGCACCCUGACGUCAUCGCCAUGGUUACGCAGCUGCUGCUCCACAGACGAUAGACUUACCUGCUCACCAGGUGCUUUAUGCCACACUUCCUGGCAGGAAGUACAACCCUUUGGUAAUAAAACAUCACAACUAAUAUU
This is a messenger RNA of Nerophis lumbriciformis (worm pipefish), 1452 nucleotides long. It is a transcript of the gene hspbap1, whose product is annotated as hspb associated protein 1. The record is from RefSeq and is a predicted model, not a curated record. Lineage: Eukaryota; Metazoa; Chordata; Actinopteri; Syngnathiformes; Syngnathidae.